Molecule: messenger RNA, 1950 nt
Organism: Gigantopelta aegis
Lineage: Eukaryota; Metazoa; Mollusca; Gastropoda; Neomphalida; Peltospiridae
Product: failed axon connections homolog
Exons: 6
Coding region: 212-1111 (299 amino acids)
Cellular component (GO): cytoplasm
Source: RefSeq, a predicted model, not a curated record
UGAUUAACCUUUCACCUCCCCUCCCGCUCGCCCUGACCUCAGCGGGUUGAACCACAGCUGUGUGUGUGUGUCAGCGGUCGGGUUUCUUUCACGUUUUAAACAGGUUCUGUCAGGCAUGGCUUGAGAUCAUCGCGUGGAUCGUAUUCGGAGUAUCAGCCUUUCAAAGGCGGCCAUUUGUCGAGCGCACUCGAUCCGUGUGGUGAGCAACACAAUGGAGGGGCUGCACAAGAUGGAUUCCUGUCAGAGACUUGCGUGGCUGGCAGGCGGGGUGGUGACAGCGGCGGUCGCGGUGAUCACCGUGAAGCGAAUCUUCUUCCAACAUAGGAGGACGGCCGUGCCGAACCCACGUGACGUCGUCAUACUACACCAGAUAGGACGCGGCGGGUACGCACCCAGCUUGUCUCCCUUCCCCCUUAAACUGGAGACCUACCUGAGGAUGGCAAAGAUUCCCUAUCAGAGUGUUCACUCGUUCCGGAUGUCGACGAAGCGGAAGACUCCGUGGAUAGAGUAUAACGAAGACACUGUCGCAGAUUCGGGUUUCUGUAUCGAAUACCUCAACGAUAAAUUCGGCCUUGACCUCAACAAAAAUCUCUCCAAGGAAGAGAGGGCGGUGGCCAGGGCGUUUGAGAAACUCAACGAGGAUGCACUUUACUGGUCACUGGUGAUGUAUCGGUGGAUCUACCCAGUGGAUCGGUCGAUCGUGACCACAGUGUUCGGCAUGCCCUGGUUUGUCAAGUGGAAGAUACAACGUAACAUGAAGAAGACGACCUGGGCACAGGGCACGGGCCGGCACGUGCCCCACGAGGUGGACCACUUGAUCGAGACGGAUCUCAGGGCUAUAUCGGAAUAUCUGGGUAAAAAGAAAUUCUUCUUCGGCGAUACAGCUACAGAAGUAGACUGUUCUCUGUUUGGGAUUCUGUGUCAACCCAUCUACCACAUGCCUGGCUUAAAACCUCACACCAUGAUCAAAGAAAAGUUCCCCAACCUCAUCGACUACUGCAACAGAAUCCGGGUGACGUUCUGGCCCGACUGGGAAGACAAAAUAACCAACGGGCGGUACUGCGGCGUCGGCCCGAACUCGGAAAUACGAGAACAAAUCAUUAGACCCUGAAUAUGUGCGUUCACAACGUUUAUGGUAGCAUCAUAUGUGAAAGGUAUUAUGGUCAAUACAGUGGAUCUCAGUGGCGACGUCAUAUAGAAAUGUAAAAUGGACAAGUGAUCGUCACAUCCGUUCAUGGAUUUGGACAUUAGUAGAAUCGUGAACAUUUCAUGGUUUAGAUACGAUUGGACAAGAAUAUUAGCUCUAACGGGUAAUGUUACUGGAUAGGAUCACAUUGUUUAUCGUAAUUUGAUAACACCCAUUAUGCAGAGACAAAUACACACAUACACACACACACACCUUUACAUCAAUGUAAACAUCAAACGUGGAAACGAUUAGCAUAAUAAAAGUGAAUAUUGUCUACAGAUCAGAGGCUAAGACAUGAUUGAACUAAGAGAUGAAUUGUACUCAUGGACAACUGUUUCGUCUGUGUGACGACUGACACUACUUCCUACUCUACUGAAUAACUGUUUCGUCUGUGUGACGACUGACACUACUCUCUGUUCCGCUGAAUAACUGUUUCGUCUGUGACGACUGACGCUACUUCCUACUCUACUGAAUAACUGUUUCGUCUGUGUGACGACUGACACUACUUUCUACUAUAUUGAAUAACUGUUUCGUCUGUGUGACGACUGACACUACUUUUUGCUCUACCGAUUCUGAACGACCAUCACUUGAUCCACUGGACGUGUUCAGUAAUGGAGUACUUGAGUAAGUCUGUGUUUCGUGUUUACCAUUGUUUACCUCGUGAUUACUCGUGUUUACCUCGUGUUUGUUGUUAAUGUAACAAUCUAUUUCUUACACACUUGUGUUAUUAUACAACCAGUUUUAUAAAUAAAUACUUACUAAUG